Messenger RNA from Stereum hirsutum FP-91666 SS1, 558 nucleotides. RefSeq lists its product as uncharacterized. Bases 1 to 558 code for a protein of 185 amino acids. The transcript is spliced from 3 exons. The record is from RefSeq and is a predicted model, not a curated record. Lineage: Eukaryota; Fungi; Basidiomycota; Agaricomycetes; Russulales; Stereaceae.
AUGGCUCCUCUUUCGCUCUCUGUGUUCGGACGUUUUCAAGGCCUUGAUGUGCACAUUCUCGUAGACGCCUCGUCUCCGUACUCUAAGAUCUCUUCGCGGUUUUCGCUGCUGCACAAAGUGCAGCAGAGCAUCGACGUUGCUCCCACGGAUCCCUCCCGCCAUGCUGUUACUUCUCGAGGUCUUGUCGUUGUCCCCACCGAUGGUGGAUCUUACCGCUCGCACAUGUGCUUGUUUCUCGAUCACUUCGGGAACUUUGACAUCAUCCUUGGCCUGGAUUGGGUAUCUGCCUGUUCGCCCUCCCCAAGGGCUGGGUCUUUUAUACGGCCCCCCCUCUCUAUCACUGCUGCUCUGCCUGCGGCUCACAUGUGGAGGCCUGAUGUACCCCCCAGUGGAAGUAAUCAUCGACCUCCCUCCCUCCCUCCGCUCGACCAUCUCGGUCUUGAGCAAACAUCUGCCGCCCAAGUGGGCUCUUCUGCUACCCAUGUGGGACCGUCAACUGCUGCUCAUCAAUACCCGUGUAUAUUCCUUUGUCUCGGAGGACGGCCGUCGUCGUUCUAA